Molecule: messenger RNA, 666 nt
Organism: Caenorhabditis remanei
Lineage: Eukaryota; Metazoa; Nematoda; Chromadorea; Rhabditida; Rhabditidae
Exons: 5
Coding region: 1-666 (221 amino acids)
Source: RefSeq, a predicted model, not a curated record
AUGUUCUCGCACCUCUGGCCCGGCGGCGUGUGGAGACCCAUCAGGAAGCUGUGGCGGUUCCAGAAGUGGCAACAUCCAGGACUGGCUAUUGGUGAAGACCUUGAUCUCACCUGCUACUUCUUCCGGCCGGCGGAUCAGGAGGGACCAGUGCCACAGAUUGUGAAGAGGGCGGCCAACCCCAAAAACCUCUACCAGAAUCAGCACCCGGUAGCAGAAAACAAUAACCCAUGGUCAGCUCUUGGGAAGGAGGCAAAAGAGAAGUGGAGAGGAAUCGGGGAUCAAGUGAGAGCCGAGCAAGACCAUCAGGCGAGCAAAGGACUGGCGAGUCUAUCAUCAACUCUCCUCCCGUCAAUGUGUCAUGAAAUCUUCGGUCGACGCCCCAUUACUACUAAGUUUAGCACAGUCUACCAGCCACUCUCGAACCCGGAUUGCGUCUUAAAAUCGUCGGUCGGAGAAAUGGAGCUGUGCCUAAAGCAGUACUCCACCUACUUCAGACUCCACGAUUUAAGUCAAAACUUUCAUCGAAGAGCACUUGGAGACAUGGAGCAACUUGUGGAGAAAAAGAAACAAAUCGAAAUGGAGCUGCAAUCAAAAAAGAAACGAAUUGAAGUUUUGGACAAGACAAUCAAUGAAGCAUCAGGAAGCAAGAAGAAUAUUUCAAAUUAA